AUAUAGAUCUAUUGUAUAUGGUACUAAUAGCUCAAGAAACAAUGUUUACCCGUGGUCAAAGAAAAACAGCAUUAAAAAUAAUACAUACAGAUAUUUGAAUGCUUUGUUUGACAGUAAGGUAACAAUGGGCGACAACGAAACCAAGUGGGCUGCUAUUUCUGAUUAGAAUAAUAAAAAAAAAAAAAAGAAAACCAAGAAAGCGCUUUGGACUAUUAUCGCAAUGAGCCACUGUGAACUAAUCUCUUCCUUAUUGUUGCUGGUUUCAAGAUCAUGCACAUGAUGAAUCAAGUGGCAAUGGAACUAUGCAAGUUUGAUCUUUUUGCCUUAAUUUGACCAACGAUUUUCUACUUCGUUUCUUACUGUAUACCUCCUUCCCUUGUCAAAGAAUAUCUUCCUGAAGCCAAAGAAUUAACCUUGACUUGAAUCUUUUUCAUUCUCCUUUCAAUACCAACAUAGCAAAUAGCAGAAGAGACGUUUCAUGGAUGUGGCUGGCCUAUAUAUUGGUCUAGAAGACCGCAAUUCCUUAGCUGUUCUAGGUAAGCUCUCCAAUCUACUCAUUCAUGAAUCAGUUCCCUUACUUGGCUUUGAAGAUCAGCUGGAACUCAUUGAAAGCAAACUGAGAGAAGUAGCUGCAGGAGACUAUAUAUUUUAUCUCAAGAACUUUGGGGAUAUUGUUCGCGACAUUGAAGAAGUCAUUGAUGUCUUAGCAACACUUGCAGAUGAAAAAAGGGCAUAUAUAGAAAUAUUUCCUUUAUUUUUAGUCGUUUUCGGUUUCAAUCAAAGGUCGGGCGAUGUCCAAGCGAGCUUUGAACGGGGAAUAUUUCUUAUUCAUUGUGCUUUAGCAUUGAAUGAUUUGAUUCAUCAAUAUAAGCUUAAGGGGAAGUUAGAUGAGAUCCGUUAUGAAAUCUUUUCAUCAAGAAGAACACUUAGAGGCGGUGGGUCAUGGAGGGGUUCCUUGCCCAAGGAAUUGGAAUCUAGUGAGACCAUCAUUUCUCCUGUUUUAGAGAAAACUAUAGCCUUGUCUAAUCAGAGAGAUGUUAGUCCUGCAGUGAGAAAAAAGGCCAGAAAAUUAAGAGAUAACUUUACUGUUUUGCAAGUUUGUCUUAAUUAUUUGGAAUCCAAAGAAUUGAGCGAACAUGGAAUGAGUUGGGUGGAAAAGAUCUGUGAUGUUUCUCGCUCAGCUGAGGAUGUUAUUAGUUUAUUCAUGUGUGGAAGAAAAGAUCUGAGCAAGAGUUGGAAAGGGCAUAAUUUUUUGAAUGUAGUUUCUGCAUUCGACAACUUCAACUCUCAAAAAAAGCUUGGCCAGGAAGUGGACAGAAUCAAUAGUAGAUUGGAAGAUAUAAUAAGAUCCCGUAGCGAUGAAGACCUUAUUGCUAGUGCUAAACCAACCUUUCCUAGGCAAUUUGCUCCAAGACGUCCAAUUAACAAAUCGCCACCGCCCCCUCCUCCUCCGUGCAUUGCUGGAUCUGAUAGCAGGGCAGACACAGAAUCAUCAACUUUUGCAGCAUCAGGGUCUUCUUCUGGUAAUGAUGUUUUUUCUUCUUUAAGCGAUGAGGACUUUGAUGACAACGAGGAAGACGUGAAACUUCCAGAGCAAACUCAACUGAAAUGUCUGGGCCAAUUGGUUUCAAAUUUACAGGGAGAUCAAAUUACAAAGCCUCUGCUGCCUUCUUUUCAAAAGGAACAAACUCAACAUUCUACAAUGUCCAGCUCCGAUGAUACUACUAUUGUGUCAACAAUGACAUCUUUAGGUGAUGAUGAACAAGUAGAUAUCACUGGCUUUGAACAGGAUGCGGAUGAUAUCAUGGAGAUGUUACUCAAGGAUGACCCAAAUUGCCAUACUAUUUCAAUUGUGGGCAUUGAAGGCAUUGGUCAGAAAGAAGUUGCAAAGCUUGUGUACGAACAUCCUGCCACAAGAAAUCACUUUCCCCACCGUGCUUGGGUUCCUAGGCCACUUUUUAAUGAUCUCAUAGAACAGAUUGUGGGGGAGAAAAUUGACAUUGGUUACUAUCACCGUUAUCGGAAUGGUUAUUUGCAUCUUCUAAACCAGAUGUUCAAGGCGAAGAAGUAUCUCAUCAUUAUUGAUAAAGUAUAUUCGACAAAUUUAUGGGAUGAUAUUCGUGAAGCAUUUGAUGGCUUAUCCAAUGGAACCAGAGUUGUAUUCAUUACUUACGAGACAAACUUCUUUUUUCCAGGACAAAGACGGACUCCAGAGGUGAGUGAAAGAAAUUUCAUUUACAGACUGCACUUAAGAAAUGAUGAUGAGAGCUGGGUACUGUUUACUCGUAGUCUCAAGAUGAGCAUUCAUCCAGACCUGCUAAAACUGAAAAGACAAAUCCUAAGAAGAUGUGGAGGCCUACCAACCAUUAUACAGAAGCUUGCAGGUCAACUAUCAGAGAAAGAUGCAACUCUUGAAGAGUGGUCAAGUGUGCUUGAGCAGCUCAGUCAUGAUAAAGAACCUUGGAAAGGAGCUCUAUGCAAGAUUAAUAAGGAAUUGCCACUAUACCUGAGGAGAUGUCUCUUUUAUUUUGGAUUAUUCCCUCAAGAUUUGGAGAUUCCAGAAAGAAGAUUGAUUGCCUUGUGGGUUGCAGAGGGUUUAGGCCGUCAAAAGGGUGAUAAAGAAUCUCCGGAAUCUGUUUCAGAGAAAUGCUUAAUGGAGCUAGUAGACCAGAACGUUAUACAAGUGGCAAAGAAGAAGCUUAAUGGAAAAAUUAAGACAUGCCGCCUGCCUCAUUCUCUGCGAGUACACUGGCUGUCCAAAGCCAAGGAAGCUAGUUUUAUUCCAGACAACAGUAGCAGCAGCUCAAGUGACAGUAGAGGUAUAAUACGUCGUCUGGCUGAUCAUCUUGACCCAGAGGAUCCUAGCUAUAAUGAUAUCCAUGGUAAAGGUAAUAAUUCUUCUCGUUACUCCCGUUACAGAGAUGUCAUCUCUUUUCUGUCUUUUGACAAUAGAGAAGGAAUUAAAGCUGGAGAAGAUUUAGGGAAUUUUCUUGAUCGAUGCAUCUGCACCCAGUCCUUCCAUUUUCUCUGGGUGUUGGAUCUUGAACGUGUAUACAAGCCAAAAUUGCCGAAAGCAAUAGGUCAACUCAUUCGGUUGAGGUACUUUGGCUUGAGAUCAACCUACUUGGUUAUUCUUCCCUUCUUCAUUUACAAACUACUGAACCUCCAGACUCUGGAUUUAAAACGUACCCACAUCAACACUAUUCCCAGUUCAAUCUGGAAGAUGAAGAAGCUGCGGCAUUUGUUCCUUGACGACAGUUCGCGGAGCAUGUUCCUGCCUCGACCAAAAAGCAGCACUUUAGUGGAUCUCCAAACACUGUGGGGUGCGUGUCUAGAUGAGGAGAGUCCAGUGAAAAAUGGCUUGGAUACACUAUUGAAUAUCAAGAAAUUAGGAUUGAAAUGUAGGAUAUCUGUACCACCCAAAACGGAAGCCAUGUCCUCACAGCUGGAUGCCAUCGCGAAUUGGAUUUUAAGCCUUAAAGGCCUUCAAUCCUUGAGAUUGAAAUCAUUUGACGAAUCAAAUAAACCAUGGAAUCUGCACUUGGAUUCUUUGUCAGGCCAUGUUGAUCUAUGCAGUAUCUAUUUGGCAGGAAAGCUAAAGAAUCAACAUCUGAUAUCUGAGUUCCCCAAGAAUCUUAUUGAGCUCACCUUGUCAGCAUCUGGACUGGUAGAGGACCCAAUGCAAGCAUUGGACAAGCUUCCUAAUCUAAAAAUCGUGAUAUUGUUGUUGGGAUCAUUUAUAGGAAAGAGAAUGCUUUGCAGAUUCGGAGGAUUUCCUAAGCUUGAAGUCCUUAAAUUCAAGAAGCUGAUGCAACUAGAGGAAUGGAAUGUAGAGGAAGGAGCACUGCCUAGCCUGAAAGACUUGGAGAUUGAAUCCUGUAGCAAUCUAAAGAUGAUUUCUGCUGGCCUACGGCUUGUUAGUACUCUCCGAGAAGUAAAACUAGCAAAAAUGCCAAUGAUAGCAUCAAAGAUAAAAGAUCAUCAGGGCGAGGAGUGGAAUAAAAUUGCCCAUGCACGCAAUGUCUGCAUAGAAGAUUGACACUGCCCGAGCAGAAUAUUCCAAACUACAAUACAGCCUAUUCAUCCAUUUGUCGUAUUUUCUGAGUUUAUCAAACUGACCAUCUUACAGUCAUCAAAUAAUUUCUUUGCGUGCUUCAUUUAUAAUGCUACUGGAGUGAUUUUAUUUCAGGACUUUAUUCGGACUUAAUUGCUGAAAGUAGCACUCUACAUUCGCAUCAAGAGGUCUUUCAUUUAGUUUUUCUAUGUAAUUGUUGGGUAUUUCGGGUUACUGAAGGAAAAGAGGCGAUGAAUAAUAUCAUGGGAAUUGAUGGCUAAUAGUGUCCUUGAGAUGAUAGAAAGAUGCUGCUGACACAAAGGCUGGACGAGGAGUUUAGAAAGACAUGGUCGAGGUUCCAUCUUGUCGUGUUGUUGUUGCUAUUCCAAUAAAAAGAAAAUCAAGAAAUCAGGAUUCAUUGUCUGGCUUACACACACCACAAACAAACAAACAAACAAAAAGCAUGAUGCAGAGUGGGAUAGAUAUUCAAUUAUAUGGC
Molecule: messenger RNA, 4553 nt
Organism: Ricinus communis (castor bean)
Lineage: Eukaryota; Viridiplantae; Streptophyta; Magnoliopsida; Malpighiales; Euphorbiaceae
Product: probable disease resistance RPP8-like protein 2
Exons: 1
Coding region: 479-4039 (1186 amino acids)
Biological process (GO): defense response to other organism
Molecular function (GO): ADP binding
Source: RefSeq, a predicted model, not a curated record